Molecule: messenger RNA, 4463 nt
Organism: Myodes glareolus (Bank vole)
Lineage: Eukaryota; Metazoa; Chordata; Mammalia; Rodentia; Cricetidae
Source: RefSeq, a predicted model, not a curated record
UAAAGGCGUGCAUUGCCACUGCCCGGCUUAAAUUAUUUUUUUGAAAUAAUAAUAAAAUUACAUCACCCCUGCUUCUUGUCCCCAAACCUUCCCAUAUAACCCUUCUUGUUCCUGUCUGUGCUCUCUUGUUGGUAAACAGGACUCCUUAUCCAAGAGGACAGGAGGACAUAGGUAGGACUUGCCAUCAGGGUACCUUGUUCUACCCACUCUCUCUGCCCUGUGGUGGGGAGGAGUCCUGUGUUCUGCUUGCCUGCCCCGAGGGAAGGAUUUCCAUAUUUGGACCCUUUGGGAUACCUGUUUGGCCGUGUCCCUGGGGGCUAGAAGUGUUGAAUGUCUAGUUCCUGGACAGAAAGCUCAGUGUGUUCAGGGCCUCAACCAGUCCCAGGAGGGGGCUGUCUAAAUCUCAGAAGCUGAAAAGCCCCAAAAACACUGAAUCUUGGUGUUUUUCAAGGCCUUGGGGACAGACCUCCUGGACUUACCUGGAAACUUCAAAUUAUGGGCAUGGAAUUGGAGAACAGAAAGGCUUAGCCUAAGAAUCUGGCCUGUCAGAGAAGGACCUAUAGGGUACUUGGAGGAGCCAGUCUAGGAGGGGCCUGAGUUGGGUAGAGUGGGGCGGUAGAGCCCUGGGAGACCCGCCCCUUGAAUACAUCUUGGGGCCUCAGCACUCGGGACAGUGUGCACAUCUGCGACUGGUGGGAGCAUGAACAGCUCACAGAUGGGAGCUGCGGCCAAGGCUGCCUGGCUGAGCUGCUGUAACCAGUCUGGGCUGCCACUCCAGCCACCGGAGGGGCCACGACUGGUGCAGGCGGUAGUGCUGGGCGUGCUGUCCCUUCUGGUGCUCUGCGGGAUCCUGUUCCUGGGUGGUGGACUCCUCCUCCGAGCGCAGGGCCUGAUAGCACCACCGACUAGGGAAAGGCACGCAUCCCCUGAGGCCGAGCCUGGUGCCUGUGGAGGGGAGGACUCCUAGGUGUCAGCCUGUCUUGAGAGGCUCAGCCCCUUCUGUGCCCUCCAGAGCCCAUUUCUGUGCAGCACAGUGGAAGGUCCAUUCCACAAACUCCCGUCUCCUGCACAGGUGAGAGCCGUGAGGCAUAGGGAACGUGGGGGUGGGGCUGGGUGUGGGUGCAGCGAUGGCCUGUACGCUCACCAGACCAGACAGCUGCUAGUCCAGGGUGAGGCUGGAGGGCCCCUUUGCCUCUGGUCAUCCCUCCCACCCUGACUGUCCUCUGGAAACAGACAGCCCUUGUGCUCCCGCAAGCAUAAAGGAAGAGACCAGAGGGGCCGGGUGAUGGGAGUUCUUUUCUGGUACCUAUGUGUUUCCCCAUCCUGCAUCUGCCCAGUCCAACGUGCAGUGUGCUGGGCUCAACAGGACCGUUCGUACUGGAGACUAAUUCAGUCUGGCCUUGGCUAUUAGCCUUUGUUCAUGACGGGAGUGGGCAGACUGGAGCCAACCAAGGUGAAAGUGGAGGAGGGGAGGGGGAAGAGUCUUCAUUCCCACUGGAGAGGAAUCCCUGGUUGUUUGGGGGAACCUUGCAGGUAGAGAGGUGGCGAGGCCUCCUCCCGUGCCUCCUGCUCCUGGUAGCUCAGGACCAGCUGUGUGUUGGGGUGGUGACUGCAGGCAUCCUAGCAGGAGCAGAUGCUGCAGGAAGUAGAAGUGGGGCCGAGGGUCCAGCUGUGGGGCUGUUUCUGGGUCUCUGUCUCUAUCUCUCUAAGGACGGGAACCAUCUGGAGAGAAGGGCCUGGGUGGCCAAAGACAGAGUGACCCCAGUCCAAGGCCACCUCAGACUGAGCCAUGAAAGGGGGGUGCUUCCCCUUCUCGUCAGCUGUGUGGGACUCCUGGGGAGUUCUGUGAGAGGCUCUUCCUGGCGACUCUCACCCCUCCUGCUCUCAAGUUACCACCAAGAAGGCAGUGGUGCAGGGUGCCUGUGAGGGUGACCUGGUGAGGGGCUGAGGGUGUGGGCAGGUGCAAAUAAGCAGCUAGCUGUGAAGCCGACAAUGUGUGAUCCUUGCUUAGCAGCUAAGGGUUUGGCACAGGUCCUGGCCAGCUGUGCCACCCUGGCCUUGAAAAUGGCAGAUUACAUCAAAGAUGCCUCCCCCACUGCCUUGGAGUGAAGAUAGUCCAGGGCAGGGCAGCGUGUGUGUGUGUGUGUGUGUGUGUGUGUGUGUCUGUGUGUGUCUGUGUGUGUGCACGCCCCUGGCAUCAGGGUAGUGGGCAGCAGAGCCCAGGGAACUGUCCCCACUCACUUCCCUGGUGGUGGGCACCAGAGAGCUUCUGACCAGGCUCCCCUGAGCCUACUGUCUGAUCCCCUCUGCUGUAGUCUCCCUCCGUGUGCUUCCCUUCCUCUCUUUCUAAAUCCCUGCAACACCCUUCACUGACAAACAGGGAAGCUCAGAGAACAUUUAGAGGGAGAGCAGACCCAGGAGACUGAGCUUGGAACUUGGAGCCCCAAGGUCCAGUUCCAGCUCUGCCAUGCCCCUGAAUGUGUCAUGUGGGGCUCCAGCUUCCAAGCUCAGUCUCCUGGGUCUGCUCUCCCUCUGCUUCCCCACAGCUCUGUGAGAUGCUGGCAGGGGUCAUGCUUCCCUUCCCCCAAGAAGGGAGCUGUUACAGGCACACGUGCAACAUUCAGCUUGACCUCAACCCUAAGCGUCAUUGUCCCUGACCCCUCAUGUCCCUACUUCUUCAGUGGCCUUGCCAGAUACCAUUUUGGUCCUAGAACAGUCUUCAGAUGCCAGGAGACAACUCCUUACCAGCUGGGUGCAGAUUUCCUGGUUUGAACCUGAGGAAUGGGGAGGGCCUCAGAGGGUUGCUGAAGUAAACAUGGAUGGGAAAGAUCCAAACCAAAGAUCCCUGUGGUGUUAGGGAUGUGUGGCGAAUUGGAUGGCAGGAAAGGCUGUGUCUCCAGCAUUGUCUUGUCUGCUCACACCCAGGACUGUGACAGAGCUGGGAGAGGGGGUAGGCCAGCUUCCUGCCUUUGAUGUCCCUUGGACUCGGUGUUUGGAAUGGGUAGUGCGUGUUCAGAAGUUCGCUACAGAUCUCUGAUCAAGGCUAUUGGGUGGGUGGGGAAAAAGAGGGGUUUGCUGCAGUAAGCUCCUUUCAGAAUGGAAAGAAGGGGGGACUGGAGGAGGUCUGAGAGACCGAGGAGCGGCACCUUGGCUCCCAGUGCACUCUGUUAGCCUGAGCCUGUGCGACCACGGCUGGGGCAACCGAUGGACUGGCAUCCUGCCCUACCCUGUCAUUGUGUACAGGGCCCUGUCUGAUCUCAGCUGACUGCCCAGCUCCCUCCAGUCAAGAUAGGGGCACCAUGUCUUACAGAUGCUGGAGCCAGCUGUGCCUCUCAGAGAGCUCUCCCUCCACCUGCCAUCACACCAGGGAACCCCUGCCACCCACCCUCACCCCAGUUGUGAUGCAGAUGAUGGGCUGAAGAUACCUGGACUGCGGUGACUCCGCCCUCUGUUCCCUGGCACCUGGGGUGGGUCCCGGAGCCCCAGGCUCCAGUAACAGUGAGUCUGCUCUGGGCACUGAAGUGACUUUAUACCCCAACCACUUGGACACUAGUGUGUCCUCUGCCCACCAGGCCCCUGUGGACAUGAGUGAAGUUCCUGUCCUGCCUGAUGCCCGACCAUAGUGUCCUGCAACCCCGCAACCUAUUGUAACCUACUGCCGCUGAGAACCGUGGGUUAGACCCUCCCAUUUGGAGAGUGCAUCAGCCACCGGCAAUGUGCCAUCGCUUUCCAUGGCUUGCUAUUAAACAGGCCAGCAAUACAGUUCUGAGUGUGUGGUCUGUUUCCAGCCCUGGACCUUGGGAUUCCUAGUUUGUCUCCUCACUCCCCUUCCAUUUUCCUGCUUCUUGCAGAUUGUUUGUUUGUUUGUUUAUUUCUUAUGUAUUUAGUUAUUGAGAUAGGAUUUUACUUCAAUAGCCCAAGCUGACCUGAAACUUACUGUGUGCUCUAGGAUGAACUUGAACUCACAGUAAUCCUUCUACCUCAGCCUCCCAGGGAUUACAGAUGGGGCCACACAGCUGGUUUAGAACCAAGACUUUGUGAGGGUGGGUGUGAUGUGGGCUGGAAGUGACUCUAGCGCCCAAAUGUGAUUGCGCUCUGACCUCUUGGUCAGUGUGAUCAAGAGUUUGGCUUUAUUCAACCUCUGACAAGAGCUGGGGAGGGGCACCUCUUCUAUGUGGCUCCCAUAGGCUCCCAUGUUUGAAUGCUUGCUCCCCAGUUGAUAGAACUCUUUGAGAAGGAUUGGUAGGUGUGGCCUUGCUGUAGGAGGCGUGGCCUUGUUGGAGGUGUGUCAUUGGGAGUGGACUUUGAGGUUUCAAAAGACUUGAAUUAUUCCCAGUUAGCUCUCUGUCUGCCUGGUCCUUGUGCCUCAAGAUGGAAGCUGUCAGCUUCUGCUCCAACACCAUGCCUGCGUGUGCUGCCAUAUCUCCGUUCUGAUGGCCAUGGAUUCGUCCUCUGAAACUGUA